AUGACUCAUCCAGCACUAUCUUUCCUUAAUUGUCCACAGAAAGUGACGCGGCAUGUGUGGUACGUGCUAACCCCUGGCAGCAAAGGCAAGUACAUUCCCGUGGAUGAGGAGAAGGCGCUUAUCCUGGAAUGGACGUACCAGGUCAAGUACAAGGCUGAUAGUGUGGACCAUAUGCACCGCGUGAAGUUUCCGUCGACAGGUGAAGAGGCGCUGUUUGUGGCUGAUGAUGACAUCUAUCUGUUUCCUAAGCCCUGGUUCUCUUCUUUUGGCCCCAAAGAUGUCAAGAAAGGGCAGAGGUUGAGUCGUGGGUACAAACAGACUGACUGGCAACUGCGAGAGCAGACAGCGCGUGAUAACAUUGAUGGCCCAAUUGUCUGUGGCACAUCCGACUCAGCCGAUGAGUUGACGCACGUGCUGUUUGUGGUGCACGGCAUAGGACAGGCAAUGGAGGCAGUGGACAUCACAGACGACACCAACAUGUUACGUGGACGUAUGCACGCCAUGGCCACUCGCUUCCACAACAACCUGCAUGGCAAGUUCUUGGUCAUACCGGUCCAGUGGAGGAAAGGUCUGCAGUUCAACUCAGAGAAUGAAACGUCCAUCGACGACAUCACUGUGGAUGGCUGCAGGGGCCUACGGGAGAUGAUUCAUUCAACGGCCCUGGACGUGCUCUUCUACACUAACCCGCGCACGUGCCAACUAAUCUUCAGCGAACUCGGCACACGACUGCUGGAACUACACGAGAAGUUCACCCUCAGACACCCCGGGUUUGUAGGCAGGGGGGGCAAGUUUUCAAUCUUUGGGCAUAGUUUGGGGUCAGUGCUGUCGUAUGAUCUGCUGAGCCAUCAACACGGCGGUGUGAACAUAGACACGUCCAAAGAUACUACUCCUGUAACGGCCACUGAAUUGGCGGAAACCAUUCCGUCGGAGUACCUCGUGGACUGCGCCACAGACUCAGACGAACUGCGCAAUGCCAAAGAGCAGAUCAGAAAAUUCAAAGCAACGGUCGACAACGAUUUAAUAGCCAGACAACAGCGAAUACAACCACCCCCUCCCGCAACCAACGACCCAUUCCCUGGCUGUGCAGACGACAGCAGUUCACUGCUCCUGCCACCCACCCACGCCAUAGGCACAGGCACACACCGCAUCACCUAUGACGUGCAGUACCCACAGCUGCCGUUUGAGGUCGACACACUCAUCCUCAGCGGCAGUCCCAUUGCGGUGUUUAUGCAGGUGAAGCAGCUCAGGCUGAAGAAAGGCAACACCAACAGUCUGCAGUCUACCGGGGCCCGACCAUUGGUCUGUAAACUAUAUAACUUAUUCUACCCGUACGACCCUGUGGCUUACCGAUUAGAGCCGCUCCUUGACAGCAGUUUCCGGUCCACCCGACCGUCCAUAGUGUACUACUACGCGGGUGGGCUGAGACUACACACCGCUGUGUCGCAGACGGUCGAAGGACUGGGUCAGAACAUCCUGGGUGCUAAGCUGGUCAUGGACAAGGGCUUCGCACAGAUUGCCAAAAGCAUGACAUUCAAUAUGGGCGCCUCAAAGGAGAAGGAGCUGGAGCUCAAGCGCAACAGAACCGCCGAUCUCGAGAGAUUAAAACGGGUACAGCAGGAGGAGCAGUUGCAAUUGGCUCAGUCUAUCUUGCAGACUGCCAAUCCGGAUAAAAGGUUGGAUUUCAUGCUCCAAGACUCUCCGGUUGAGAAUGCCUACUUGGCAGCAAUCAGUUCGCACUUCCGCUACUGGGGCGACAAUGAUGUGGGACUAUUCGUGCUCUCCAAAAUGUUCGAACUACCCGAUCCUAUCGAUGAGUAGUACAUCUGAGCAAAAGCCUGGACUAAAUACGCCCAAUAGUAGAUAAAUUAGUUAAUGACUUGUUAAUAUACUCAGCGGCUUUCAUACACUAUUGCAAUGUUGUUAACUCUACUCACGGGUGACGGAAAGUACGAAUAUACUCAGACAGCGGAUUAGGAAGCUUCAUUGCAC
Molecule: messenger RNA, 1989 nt
Organism: Sphaeroforma arctica JP610
Lineage: Eukaryota; Ichthyosporea; Ichthyophonida
Exons: 14
Coding region: 1-1818 (605 amino acids)
Cellular component (GO): cytoplasm
Molecular function (GO): metal ion binding; glycerophospholipase activity
Source: RefSeq, a predicted model, not a curated record